Molecule: messenger RNA, 1605 nt
Organism: Wallemia ichthyophaga EXF-994
Lineage: Eukaryota; Fungi; Basidiomycota; Wallemiomycetes; Wallemiales; Wallemiaceae
Product: Transcription initiation factor IIE subunit beta
Exons: 9
Coding region: 1-1605 (534 amino acids)
Biological process (GO): transcription initiation at RNA polymerase II promoter
Cellular component (GO): transcription factor TFIIE complex
Source: RefSeq, a predicted model, not a curated record
AUGAAAUUAACUUACAUUGUCGGUCUUCUCGCAGUAACGGUCCUCGCAUCCGCCAAGAUGGAGGUCAAGCGUGGUGCUGACCAAAACGGAUCUCUUGACAAAGCUAUUCAAAGCGGUCAGUGGAUCGAAGACCUUUGGGGUGCCGGUAACUACCCAAACAACGGGGAGAGCAAGGGCGAAUCAAAGCAGCCAGAAGAAGGCAAGAAGGAAGGUAAUGAAAACAAGGAAUCAUCUGAGCCAUCCAAGCAGCCAGAGGAUAAUAAAAAAGAAACACCAGCAAAGCAACCAGAGGAAAAUCAAAAAGAAUCACCAAAGGAGCCAGAAAGUGGAAACAAGGAGAAAGGAAGCCAGGUCCAAAAGGACAAGUGUGGAUACACUCCUGAGGAGAAGGAGAAGUCAUUGCAAGCUCAAGCCCAGGCUUUUAGAAAGAAAGUUGCGAGCCAGCAGCCGCAAGCGUGGGGUGGUGUCGAAUCGAGAUCUCCCAGCGUUGCACCGACGCCUGGUGCUGGUGCAAACGGCGAUGACGGUAUACCCAUAGCAGGCUCGCAGCAAGCUGCUGCCGCUGCCGCUGCCAGGCGGAAGAAGAAUAAUGAGAUAUUCUCACAGCCUCGUGAUACCGGUGUAGGUAUGCAUAUCAACUCACAGCUCGCCUAUCUCGUCCAGUUCAUCAAGGAUUACAAUGCUCCUAUUCGAUUAGAAGAUCUUAUCGUUAGAUCUGGUAUAGAACUCAUACGGACACCUGGUUUACUCGAUUUAUUCAACUCGCAUGACAGAGUGCAGCACGACACCAAGCUCGAUCUUUACAGCUAUCGCCAUGAUUUCCCGAUGAAAUCUAAGGCUGAACUGCUGGCACAUGUCAAAGCUUAUGCGCCGAGAGGAGGUAUGCGUGUCAACAUACUCAAGGAAUCAUGGCCUGGAGCUCCACAAGCUAUCGAUGAACUAGAACGCGAGAAAGAAAUUAUCGUGUUGAGGGGUAAAGACGGACAAGGGAUGAGAACUGUGUUUGAGAACAAUGUCAAGGACGCGAUUGAAGUACAGGAUGAGUUUAGAGGACUGUGGAACAGCUUGAACGUGCCAGUUGAAUCAGAAGUUGCUAGAGAUCUUGACGAUGCCGGUCUCAAACGUACAUCAAAGACGGAGGUGGCUCCAGCAGCGCCACAGCAGGCGCAAAAGAAGAGAAAGAAGGCGGGCAGCUCAAAUAGGCGCGUCAAGAUCACAAAUACACACUUGCAGGAGCAAGGCAUUGAUCUCAGCAAAGAUUUCGUGCCGCCGGUGAGAUCAUCAAUCGCCCUCCUCGUAGUCGCUGCCGUCCUCUCCGUUUCUACGGCUGCUCCUCUUGAUGUCAGAGGUUUUGGUGCCGGCAAGAGAGCUCUCCGUGUUAGAGAUAAACACGAUGGUCGCAUUGACUUCCACCAUUUGACCCACGAAGAGGAGAAAGAACUCAAUUCAAGCGGCGAGUACUACCCAGAGCUCUACUCCGAGGAGGCAAUCAACCACAAGGGCGAACACAAAGGUGAACACAAGCACCACGACGACAAACACGAGCACGAUGACCACAAGGAAAACAAGCAUGACGAGAAAGACAUGCACAACGAAGAGCACUAA